Aspergillus heteromorphus CBS 117.55 is the source of this 2577-nucleotide messenger RNA. Its product is annotated as endonuclease III domain-containing protein. NCBI's taxonomy places the organism in Eukaryota, Fungi, Ascomycota, Eurotiomycetes, Eurotiales, Aspergillaceae. Gene Ontology annotation, biological process: base-excision repair, AP site formation; base-excision repair; nucleotide-excision repair. Gene Ontology annotation, molecular function: oxidized pyrimidine nucleobase lesion DNA N-glycosylase activity; DNA-(apurinic or apyrimidinic site) endonuclease activity. The record is from RefSeq and is a predicted model, not a curated record. The transcript has 3 exons. Bases 1 to 2577 code for a protein of 858 amino acids. Gene Ontology annotation, cellular component: nucleus.
AUGCGCACCUCGCGAACGUCAAAGGACACCGCCAGGGUCAUGCAGGCUCUGGCCCCUCCGCGCCGCACUCGCUCCCAGACCAGUGUGCUCCGCAGCUUUGCCUACGGUGGCAACCAGAGCGACGACGACUCUUCCUCGCUCUCGUCCGUGCCCACCGAUAUCGAGGAUCUUAUGGAGCCGCCGACAAAACGGCGCGCGUUGAAUGGGCGGUCUCGCUCGGGGCCCGCUGUCCAGAACGACGCUGUUAAACAGGAGCUAGAAACGCUACCCGCUGUCAAGGAGGAGCCGAAGGCCAAAACAACCCGCCGCCUCCCUGCUCGCAAAAUCAAGGUCGAGAACGGCGUCAAGAUCGAGCCGCCCUCCAACUGGGACACCAUGUACGCCAUCGUCCAGAAGAUGCGCGAGGCCAACCCCACGGCCCCCGUCGACACUAUGGGCUGCGCCGAGCUCUACUGGCGAGCAUCGUCCCCCCGGGACCGACGCUUCCAGACCCUGAUUGCGCUGAUGCUCUCCUCCCAGACCAAGGACACCGUCACGGCGGUGGCCAUGCAGAAGCUGCACACGGAGUUGGACCAGGCGACGACGGUGAAGAAAGAGCCCACCGAGUACGACUGGAAACCCACGGCGCAGGUCCAGGCCAGCACGCUCACCCUGGAAAACAUCCUGGCGGUGUCCCCCGAGCGUCUCAACGAGCUGAUCCGCACGGUGGGCUUCCACAACAACAAGACCAAGUAUAUCAAGGCGGCUGCCCUCAUCCUCCGCGACCAAUACGGCUCGGAUAUCCCGUCGACGGCGCCGGAGCUGAUGACGCUGCCGGGCGUCGGGCCAAAGAUGGCGUUCCUGUGCAUGAGUGCGGCGUGGGGCAAGCACGAGGGCAUCGGCGUCGAUGUGCACGUCCACCGCAUCACCAACCUCUGGGGCUGGCAUCAGACCAAAACCCCGGAAGCCACCCGCAUGGCGUUGGAGUCGUGGCUGCCGAAAGACAAAUGGCACGAGAUCAACAAGCUGUUGGUCGGCCUGGGGCAGACUGUCUGCUUGCCGGUGGGGAGGCGUUGCGGGGAAUGCGAUCUGGCAGGCACUCGCCUAUGCAAGAGUGAGGUCAAGGCGCUGGUGACGAAGAAGCGCAGUGCACCAUUGACGCUGGUCAAUCUGCCUGAGGACGUCAAGGUCAAGAUCCUCAAGUACGUGGGGCUGCUGCGGCCUUGCCUGAUCAAUCUCUCCUUCGAGCAGACCCGCAGCAAGGUCGAUCGCGGCCUGUGUGCCAAACCGGAGCACCGCACCACUCGCGGGACCUGGAGCAAUACCUGGAGCACCCUCUUCGAGGGGCCCUGUGAUCACCCCCGCCUGCCCACCGAGCUGUUCCGCGUCAAUAAUGACAUCCGCCAGGACACCGGCGCGAUGUUCUUCAAAUACAAUCGCUUCAGUAUGCUCCUGUACAACAAGUCGGACUUCAACAACCUCCGCUCCUCGAUCGGAUGGGGCAUGGAGCAUGUGAGAAACCUGCACCUGGAUCUGGGCCCGCGCGACAACCGCUUUCUCAAGCUCGGGGCUGGCAUCCACCGCACCAUCCUGAAGAUGUGGGUGGAAUUCUGUAGUAUGGCCCGCACCAGCAUGCCUCACCUUCGCUGCUUCAGUCUGAAAUGCAAGGUCCGCGAUCUCGAGGUGGCCAGCAAGCUUAUGUGCAACAUGGAUCCUUUUCCCGCUCUGGCGCAGUGUGCGUUCCAUAUGAACCACAACCCGGAUGAGGACAUCCUGCCGGUCAUUAAGCGCGCGGCAUGGAGACUGACCGACAACCUGUCCAACAAGCCGCGGUUCCCGUACAUGUAUCUGCCCAAGGAGAUCCAGCUCAUGAUCCUGGAGGAGCUCCUGAUCAAGCGGUCUGACCCGUGCCUGCCACCCAGCGAAUGCGCCCCCGGAGUGAUCAGCCUGCACGACUGGAAGCGUAGCCGACUUAGCAUGUUCCACACUUUGACCUGCUGCGGCACCUGCUCGCCCGCCGGCGCCAUGUGCUUCUGCCACUCGCGCCAGACCUCCUUCUCGACGACCUGCAGCUGCUUUGAAUCGCCUCUGCCGUAUUUCCUGGUGAGUCGCGAGUUCUAUGAGAACGCUCGACGCGUCUUCUUCACGCGCAACCGGUUUGCGUUCGUGGAGGAGGACCCCGACCUGAUCAUGCGGUUCAUCCAUCAUAUUCCUACCGUGUCGACCAUGAUGAUCCAGCAUCUGUCGUUCAAGUUCCCCAUGUGCUACCGCUGCGCGCCCCGCACCGGACCCCGCUCGGAGGACGCCACCCUGCUGUCGUGGUCGGUGCUGCGUCGCUUCAUCCGCGAGCACUUCGACAUGUCGCGUCUGUCGGUGAAGAUCGUGGACCACGGGCUGAAGGGGGCGGUGGUCUACUCGGUGGAUAGCCGUAAACGCUACCUGCGUAAGCUGCUGCUGGCGUUUGCAGACAUGGAGGGGCUGAGAGAUUUCCGUGUGUAUCUGACAGACGACCGUGGUUUUGAAAAGGAUGCGGAAUCUGCGGUGCUGGGACCGGCACGCGUGCAGCGCAGGAAGUACGUUUCUGGCCGUAAGAAGUAG